Synchytrium microbalum is the source of this 696-nucleotide messenger RNA. RefSeq lists its product as uncharacterized. The record is from RefSeq and is a predicted model, not a curated record. Bases 1 to 696 code for a protein of 231 amino acids. The transcript is spliced from 4 exons. Lineage: Eukaryota; Fungi; Chytridiomycota; Chytridiomycetes; Synchytriales; Synchytriaceae.
AUGAGCUACGGACCGGCCCUCCCACCGCACCUCCUGAAGAAGCGAGAAGCUCCUACUGACGAUGAUGGCCCACAGCAGCCUGCUCCUAAAAAACGGAAUGCUCCAAUUGGACCUGCAAGACCAAAUCAACCAAAAGCUCGUGAUGACGAUGACUUUGGUCCAUUGCCGCCACCUGCUGGUGGUCCUGAACAGGAUGAGGAGUAUGAGCUGGCAUUAAAAGUCAAGGAAAUUGAAGAACGUGCUAAACGACGACAAGAGGAAGAUGAAGAAUCUAGGAGAGAAAAGAAACUUGAACGUGGUGACUGGAUGCUCGUACCGCCUGAAGCUAAAGGUGGCAAGAAGAAUAUUAUUGACUCAUCUGGAUGGACCGCGUCGCCAUUGGACAAGGGAAAGAAGAAGGCUGCUCCCAAAAACGAACCACUACCUCCCCCACCAGUCGCAUCAGCACAGGAUAAAUCUACACGGAAAUACGUUGACCAAUACAAUGAAAAAAAUCGCCCAAAAUCCCUACUUGAAUCGCAUCAAGUAGAAUUCGCCAAAACAAAACUAGAUACAGACGAUGUAUCCAAACGAGCAUUUGAUCGUGACAAGGAUAUGGGAUCUCGACGUAUUGAUGGGAAAUCACGACAGAACUUGAUUGAGCAGUCAAAAGAAUUGGAUUCGAGGUUUGGGCAUGGCAAGAAGACAUUCUUGUGA